Molecule: messenger RNA, 495 nt
Organism: Ostreococcus lucimarinus CCE9901
Lineage: Eukaryota; Viridiplantae; Chlorophyta; Mamiellophyceae; Mamiellales; Bathycoccaceae
Exons: 1
Coding region: 1-495 (164 amino acids)
Biological process (GO): regulation of signal transduction
Molecular function (GO): protein phosphatase inhibitor activity
Source: RefSeq, a predicted model, not a curated record
AUGACGCCGCGCCGCGACGACGCGGCGUCGCCGAAGCGCGCGAAACGCGCGGUGGAGUGGGACGAGGCGAACCUGGCGAAAAACUUUGCCGAGCGGAGCGCGACGAUGAAGAUCGAGGAGAUCGAGACGCCGUGGCACAGCCCGCCGAGGGAACUGUUUCAUGACCUGCGCGCGGAGGACGAGGGGGAGGUGGCGCGGCGGGAGCGGGCGCACGAGGAGGUGAUGCGGCGACUCGAGGCGUUGAUUCGAGCGGACGCGCGAGGCGAGACGUCGACGCCGCCGACGACGAAGGAUGCGGACGCGACGAUGGGGGACGAGGGAAGCGAGGAUGGGACGUCGAGGGUGGCGUUUCACGAUCCGGACGCGAGGGACGAGGAUUUCGAGGACGACGCGGAGGAGGUGGUGAAGAAGAGACUGUUCGACGCGAAGCGAAAGGCGUUUCAGUGCAAGGGACGGGCGACGGCGAGGUUUCUCGCGGACGAGGCGGGCGAUUGA